GUUUAUUUACCCUUUUAUCAGCGCUAGUAUCAGUGUAUACGUUGUCUCAGACCAUUUUGUAUUGCUCAGACUCGUCACUGUGCACUUGUUUACAUGCAUUUCCUGAUGCCUAAGAACACUUCCGGUUUGUCGAAGGAAAGGUCUGCGACGUAAAGUAGUUCCUUGCUAAUCGUCACACACGAAUUACUGUGCGAGUUACUAAGAACUGAUUAUAGUAUAGUUCGUUAACCUUUUGUAUUUGUAUAGUUAGGGUAAUCUGAAAUGUGAGUGUGUCGGGUAUUUGAGAUGACGAGCCGUGAUAUUCUUGCGCCGGUACGAUUCUCGGCGGGAACAGCAUGGCGCACCUGGCUUGUGCCAUGGUUUUCAUUUGUUCUACGAUACUAUAAAAUUUAUCGAUAAUUCUCCGAACCCCAUAAUGCCGCACGAGUUUUUACGACACCAUAGCAACGAGAUCGUCAACAAAUAAAGAUUAAAGAAAGUAAACGUGGUGCCCGUACUGAUAUAAAACGGUGUUGUUAGCAUUCUUUGGAAGUGGGUGGUUCGCGAGCAAUUACAGUAAAAACUCCAGGUAUUGAAAAUGAAUGAAACUAGUCUCAGCUGGUGAACUCCGUUGCCUCAUACCGACCGUUUAAAGACGAACAUUGUGUAACGGAGUGAAUUCAAGUUUCUGGACGUACAAUAAGCACUGUAAGCUCGUUGUCAUUCUGCAGUGCUUAUUUAUUCGUUGUCCGGAGAACAACACGGUGUUCCUCCCACAUGGUGCAAGUAGAUCCAGAGCGUAAAAUUGAACGGCGUGUCAGGAUCAUGGCUGGCGGACUUCCCUCAAUGCACACGGCAGAGAAGUUUCAACUCGACAAUACUUCCAGAGUGAUCUUCCUUCAUUCAGCUGUCUUCGCCUAGAUACAAACAGGUCAAGAGCGUAACGGACCUAGCUGCCGAAGAGACGGCAUCAUCUCACACGUGUCAUCGUUGAAGUUCAGAACUAUCGGUAUCGAAUAAUUCAAGUACUGAUCUCAAGAGAAAGAUUGUACGGAACUCGGUUAUUCAUGCAUGUGUACGCCAAUGUAUGUUUGUGAGUUUAUUCUUUCAAGUGUUUUCCAGUACGUAUAGAAAUUACGGUCGCGGUUACAUUUGUACCGGUACUUAUAUAGUAUGUUGUAUGUUGGUUGACUGGGUGAGUUAACGAGAAAUCAUACACACGUCAUCCCAUACAUGUACAUGUAUCAUCGUUAUUCGCAUGUGCAAUUAUCUGUGAAUAUUGCUGUUAAUAAUUUGUAACCAUACCAUUUGUCGCAACGGGCGGCAAUUACCACAGACGUCCCCUUUCCACCUUCGUCCGUUAGUAUGUCAGAUGAAGGGGAGGUACAUUCAGCGUCUGAGGUAAAUGACGGGUUGGUGACCGCAAAUGUUGCUACCCUAGCUGGGCAUGACACAAACUCUUGUCCUGACUUUCCAACAAAUACAGAAUUAUCGGGGGUCCCCAACCAAGACUCAUUGACUAGUGUAAGGCAAAGGGUGCCUAGUGAUAAAUUUGCAAGCUGGCAAACUGAUCAGAAUAAGCGAAAUUUCCGUUCUGCUAUCUCAGCAUGGCGCAAGGGUGCAUCAAGAGCUGAGUUGACAUUGUCUGAGUCGCAAGACAUCUCUGCCCUGAAGCGAGAAUGUGAAAGGUUAGGUACGCUAAUGAAUGAAGUCUCUCAUCGAUUCGAGCGUUAUGAGACCUUGGUCGUUCCUGAAGAACACGACAUGGUGUGCCAGAGAUAUGAUGAGAUAGAAAAGGAAAAUCUUUUGUUGACAAGACAACUCGCCGGGACUAUUAGAGAGAUUAGGGGUGACUCUGAGGAUACACAAUCAAGGUUGUCUAGCAAAAGUCGAGCAUCAGGAAUUUCAAACAUUUCUAGAGUUUCGUCCGUCUCGAGGCGGUUAGAUGCGGAAGCUGACAGAGCUAUGCUGAAGGCUAAGCUUCAACAUAUGGUGCUUGAGGAUCAAACUAGACUUGAACUUGAGCAGAAGAAAGCCGAGUACUUGAGAGCUAAGACACUUACGGAAUUGGGCAUGGCAGAAGCAAGGCUGGAGACAAUAGUUAAGGAAGAAGAAUUCAGCUCUCCUCUACCUGGUGAGCCGACGACCAGCGCAGAAAAUGUCAUUCGUUACUUGCAAUCUCAACCUAAAUCACCUAUAUGUUCUUCGUUUCCUGUCAAUGACGACGGGGUGGGACCCACGCAAGUUUCCGCUACUCGACAAAAGGGACCUGCCGCUGCUCAACAUGUGCCUUAUAAUAGUCAGCCUUCUGAUUCGGGUGCUAGGCAUGUCGACUCCACUCUUGAUGCCAAUGUCAAGGAGUGGAAACCCUUGGAGCCUAAAAAUGACAUCACAGCCUUUGCAGAGGCGCUGUCAGCCUCUAUCGGCUUAAGCAGGCUCCCAGUGCCAGAGCCACCAGUUUUUCAAGGUGAUCCUCUAGAGUACCCCGACUGGGAAGCGUCCUUUGCCGCUCUGAUAGAAAGUAGAGGAAUUCCAGUGCAAGAACGAAUUCACUAUCUGAAAAGAUACCUAUCGGGUCCAGCCAAAGAAGCGGUAAAUGGGUAUUUUUUGCUGAAAAGCGAGAAUGCGUUUGAGAAGGCCAAGAGCGUCUUGCAGAAGCGAUAUGGUAGCCCCUUUGCAGUUUCAGAGGCAUUUCGAAGGAAGUUGGAGUCUUGGCCAAGAAUCCAGCCCAGAGACGGCAGGGGACUCCAAAAAUUCUCGGAUUUUCUCCAACAGUGUGAGAUGGCAAUGGCAGACAUAGAGAGCCUAACUAUCCUGAACGACAACCGUGAAAACAGGAAACUUCUCCAAAAGCUACCCGACUGGAUUGUUACUAGGUGGGGAAGACUUGUGUCUAGAGAAAGGGACUCAACGGGUACAUACCCAAAGUUCAGUAGCUUUGCGAAAUUUCUGGCCGAAGAGGCAGAAAUUGUCUGCGACCCGGUAGUCUCCUUAGAAUCCUUGAGAUCCACGCAAAGUUUACAGGGAUGCGAAAGGACAACCAUCUCGAGGAAGAGUAACGGAGCUCGUUCACUCGCAACAGAAACAAAGGAAUUAAGGGGAAGCUGCGAGACAAAGAACAGAGGUACGACACCCACCACAGUAAAGGAGGAUAUCAAGCGGCCUGUCUGCAGUCUCUGUGAAAAGGAUCACACUCUGGCAGCCUGCACUGAUUUCCACAAAAAAUCAAUGGAUGAGAAGAGGGAGCAUAUAAAACAGAGAAAGCUCUGCUUCGGGUGCCUUAGGAAAGGGCACUUUACUAAGGACUGCCGCAACAGACAUACGUGUUGGAAAUGUAAGAAGAAGCAUCCGACGUGUCUGCAUGAAGAAAGAGGUGAGGGACCUCAACCUAUACAUGAAGGUUCUAUAGAGAAGACCGCAACCAACUUUAACGUAAGGAAUACUGGAACGUCAACGGCUAUGAUCGUGCCAGUUUGGGUCUCGUCGGUCAAUAAGCCGGAAGCUGAAAUCUUGAUAUAUGCAUUGUUGGAUACCCAAAGCGACACUUCCUUCAUCUUGGAUGAAACCAGCAAAGCCUUAGAUGUUUCAAGAGAUCCCAGCAGACUCAAACUUAACACAAUGACGUCACUCAACACGGUAGUACAGUGUGACAGAGUAAGAGGUCUACAAGUGAGAGGUUACCAUAGUGAGGAUAGACUGAACAUUGCUACAGCUUACACCAGGGACAUCAUACCGGUUGAACGAGCGUCAAUUCCGACGAGUAGAACUGCAAAGGAAUGGUCUCACCUUGCUACCAUUGCCGAGGAGAUUCCUCCACUUCAGAACUGCGAGGUGGGGAUGCUUAUUGGUUACGACUGUCCACUUGCGGUAGCAGCGACAAGUUGCAUCACUGGAACAGAAGAGCAACCUUGCGGCUUGAAAACAAUUCUGGGGUGGAGUAUUGUCGGUCCAGGCCCACCAAAUGCAGCCCAAGACGUCACAGGGUAUUGUCAUCGAGUUUCAGUAAAGGUCAUUCCUGCAGUCUCACCAAGUGCUGUUAUCAAAGUGUUGGAGUCAGAUUUCAGUGACAGCACUACCGGAGAUAAGGUUGUGUCUCAGGAAGACCUGCGAUUUCUCGAAAUCAUGGACGAAGGAAUACACCGCAGGGAAGACGGUCAUUAUGAGAUGCCCCUCCCAUUUAAAUCACAUCGGCCCGCACUGCCAGACAACAAGAGAGUAGCCGCUGUCAGACUAAAUCAUCUUAAGCGCAAACUUAUUGGGAAUUCAAAGUACCUAGAGGACUACAAGAGUUUCAUGGACGGUAUCAUUGAGAGAGGUGACGCAGAGUUAGUCUGCAAGGAUGGUGUCGAGGGUGGUCGAUGGUACAUCCCGCAUCAUGGUGUGUACAAUCCCAACAAACCAGGGAAGAUCAGGGUAGUUUUUGACUGCUCGGCCAAAUAUCAGGGAGAGUCUCUCAACGACCAUUUGCUUACAGGCCCUGACCUUAUCAAUGGCCUGGUUGGAGUGCUCAGCAGGUUCCGAAAGUUCCCAGUAGCACUUAUGUGCGACGUGGAAAAAAUGUUUCACCAGUUUCACGUUGACAACGCAGACAGAGACUACCUCCGAUUCUUAUGGUGGGAGAACGGGGACAUCAACAGUGAGCCUCGUGAGUACAGGAUGACAGUGCAUCUGUUUGGGGCAGCAUCGUCGCCAGGCUGUGCCAACUACGGGCUGAAACAUAUCGCCGAGAAGCAUGGUAAAGAGUUUGCAGAGGCUUCAAGAUUUAUCCUUCGCAACUUUUAUGUAGACGACGGUCUUGGCAGCGUUCAGUCUAGCGCCAAGGCUAUCCAGUUGGUUCGAGACACUCGAGAAAUCUGCAGUACAGGGGGCCUACGACUCCACAAGUUCCUUUCGAACAGUCGAGAAGUAUUGGAAUCAAUCCCGGAAAGUGAACGAGUUGCAGGAGUGAAGGAUGUUGAUUUAAACCAACAAGAGCUUCCAGUGGAUAGGUGCUUAGGCAUUCAGUGGCAUGUAGAAUCGGACUGUUUCAAGUUUCAGAUCGAGGCACGCAACCAGCCAUUGACUCGAAGAGGGGUUUUGUCUACUAUCGCAUCCAUCUACGAUCCACUGGGAUUUAUUGCUCCGUUUGUUCUCGUGGGCAAGAGCAUUCUUCAAGGAAAUGUGCCGGAAGGGUGUAGGCUGGGAUGAACCAUUGCCGGAUGAGCUUUGUCCACGGUGGGAGAAGUGGCGAGACGACUUCAAGACCUUGGAAAGCAUUCGCGUUCAGCGUUGCUUUGUGCCUCCUGAAUUCGGUAAGGUCAUGCGAGCAGAGUUGCAUCAUUUCUCAGAUGCUAGUACCCAUGGGUAUGGACAGUGUUCCUACCUCAGAUUAGUGAGUGAAAGUCAGGUUCACUGCUCACUUGUCACAGGCAAAGCGAGGGUAGCACCAGUGAAACUUACCACAAUCCCAAGGCUGGAGCUCACCGCUGCUGUUAUUUCAGUCAAGAUGAGUGCUUUUCUAAAAGAGCAACUGGACUACGAAAUUGACGAGGAGCAUUUCUGGACGGACUCUAAAGUCGUUCUGGGCUACAUCAACAACGAAGCACGGCGUUUUCACGUAUUCGUAGCAAAUAGAGUCCAGAGAAUUCGACAGAACUCUAGUACGGAACAGUGGCAUUAUGUUGAAACCGGCAGAAAUCCUGCUGAUCAUGCCUCUCGAGGUCUCACUGCUUGCCAGCUGACGCCGUCCAACUGGUUCACAGGACCAAAAUUUCUCUGGGAAAGAGAGAUUUCUAUCAAAGACGAUCCAGUCUCGGAGCUUAAACUUGGAGACCCAGAAGUUCGGAGUGGAAACGUGCUCACAAC
Molecule: messenger RNA, 5823 nt
Organism: Priapulus caudatus
Lineage: Eukaryota; Metazoa; Priapulida; Priapulimorpha; Priapulimorphida; Priapulidae
Exons: 3
Coding region: 1345-5166 (1273 amino acids)
Molecular function (GO): nucleic acid binding; zinc ion binding
Source: RefSeq, a predicted model, not a curated record